UGAAGGCCUGAAGUGUACGGAAGUAGCGUGACUCUGUGAUCAUCGUGGAGGUAACAGGUCAACAAAACAAUCACACACGUUUAUCUGCGGUGAUUCCUGCGCUGCUGAAGCCUUGUUUCUGCCUGUUGUCACCGAUAACUGUGGCAGCUGUGCAGCCACUGACUCGAUUCCCGUGUAUAAGUGGACACAUACGAUGGAGAGGGACUGUACCGGUGCUGCGGAGGAGAAGGAGCCGGCUUCCACCCGGAGGACGGAGGUAAACGGGGACAGGUGCUCCGCUGACUCCCGCUCCUCCAGCACCGAGAGCUGCGGUGUCGCUGAUGUGGCCAAAGCCCGAUGGACUCUGCUCAGACAGGUGUUGCGUCAGUCGCAGGCGGACAGUCCAGAGGUCAAACAGGCAUCUGUUCGUAGGUUCGCCACGUUUAACCUCUUCAGCAGGAAAAGGCUUGUGACACAAGACCCCAGUGAUACCUCAGAUGACCAGUGGGUGGAGUACAGAAGUGUGUACUUUCCGGAGUACAGUGCCUUACUCAGGGAUAACCUGGGUCCUCUUAGGGUGAAUGAAGUGCUCAACAGUUUCGACAACACUGGUAACGUCUCUUGUGGCACAUCUACCUCUACAAGUGAGAGCAGAGGUGUAGAGAAGACACAGGGACGAGGAGGAGAGGAGUGAGCUACACAAAGAAGAGAUGCAAACAAAGUGAAGGAUGAUGAGCAAGAAAACAGUGAAAGGACACCUUGAGAGGAAGAGGAGAGAGAGAUGGGUCCCGACAGGAGAAGGGGGCUGUCUACAGAUUUGCCUGCAUCAAACCCAGGCGCCUG
Molecule: messenger RNA, 822 nt
Organism: Paralichthys olivaceus (Japanese flounder)
Lineage: Eukaryota; Metazoa; Chordata; Actinopteri; Pleuronectiformes; Paralichthyidae
Source: RefSeq, a predicted model, not a curated record